AUGGGAAAUGGUGAAAUUGUACAAGCCAAUGGAAAAGGUACAAUUUCUAUUGCAACCAAGAAAGGUAUGAUAAUUGUUAAAGAUGUUCUCUACAUUCCAAAAUUGGAUCAAAAUGUUCUUAGUGUUGCACAAAUGCUAAGGAAUGGUUAUGGAGUCUCUUUUAAAGAGAAUUAUUGUUUUAUUAUGGAUGAACAUGGUUUAGAAAUUGCAAAAAUUGAGAUGACCAAAAACAGUUUUUAUUUGAAAUUUGAUUUGGUUGAAGAUCAUGAUUUUAUUGCUAAAAUUGAUGAGAGUAAUGUUUGGCAUGGAAGAUUUGGUCACACUUUUAUGCAUGAUGUAUUUGAUAUGACAAAUUCCAACAAAUGGUAUUCAAAGACAAGAGGAGGAGUUAGAUUGAAUGACUAUGAAGACAAUGAUAUGGGUCAAGAAAUUGAUGUGCAACAACUUGAUGACAUGGCAUUUCAAAACUCAAUUUUUGGAGUUCAUGAAACUAAAAUUUGUGAUAUUCAUGGCAAAUCUCAAGGAGGAGUGUUGUCAUUUGGGGAGCUUCAUUUACCUAUUAAUGAUGCCUGCUUUGUGCUCUCAAUGGAUUAUGGGGUCCAAGAGUUCAGAGAGCUAAAAUUUAGAGGACUUGACCCUGCUCUUGGUAAUUGA
Cajanus cajan (pigeon pea) is the source of this 654-nucleotide messenger RNA. NCBI's taxonomy places the organism in Eukaryota, Viridiplantae, Streptophyta, Magnoliopsida, Fabales, Fabaceae. The record is from RefSeq and is a predicted model, not a curated record.